CAGAGACACACAGUAACUCAUGGCGCUUCAGGAAGACUCACACGCCCCCACGACGACCUUCUGCAGGAGAUGUAGUGGUUAAUAUAUAAGUCAGUCUUCCUCUCCUGUCCUGAGUGUGUGUGUUAUGGGUAGACUCGGCCUCAGGUAGAUAAUUAUGAGUAAGGUGAGGCCCAUCAGGUGUGUCCAGCAGCCAACAGGUACGGAGACCCUGGUCGUCCUGGUGCCUAAAAGAAGCCGUAGGUCCUCCAGUAAGAAGCGCACACCACCAGCAGCGUCCACCAACACCGCCUCUGAGGACACCAUGCUCAAGACGGGUGGGAAUUUCAGCUCUGAUGGUGGUUAUGGUACCAUGAAUCCCCUGUUCUCACCCGCUGACGAGGUUGGGCUGCCCCCUGACUUGCCGGAGCCUCUCAGACCUACCAUACCCACCAGCUGCUCCAUGCCCACCAUACGUGCCCUGGCCACCACCCUCACCAGCCUCAUGGCCCCACACCCGCCGCCACCUGAGGUCUGUUACAACGUGGCCGCCGUCGACCCUCUCAGCCCCAACCUGUCCCCGCCGCCCAACACGCCCAUGUCCCCGCUGUCUAUACCAACCAGUCCCUCACUCUCUGCCACUCGAUCAGGCCCCAAGACCCCGGGCUCUAACCCUCUGAGUCCCAGUAUUAUUACGCCCCCCAACACCCCCUCGACUCCUCUCUCAGGCCUGGCAGGACCUCAACAGGAGGGCGCGGACAAGUAUACUCUAAAUUAUCCCCAGUUCCCGGUCGCCACAGCUGUCACCGCCUCAGGACCUCUCUACAACAUCCUCAGCCCUGACCUCGUUGACCUGACCAAUCUUCGGCCACUACCGGGUGAACAUCUUCAGACAGCUCCCAGUGACCCCAGACACGCGGCGGAGAAGAAUAUCUGCACCUGCUCAGCCGUCCCCAACCCUUACUUCGUGGAGCAUUACGGCGACGCUGAAGCGGUCAUACAAGACCUAGUGAACCUCGGUAACGGGGUGUACGAUGCUGGCGGCCGAGGGAGGCGUGACCAGCCCACCAAGUACCCGACAAUACAGGAACUUCCGGGUAAAGCCAGGGACUGGGACACUCUGGGGGAGAAGGAGGACCUCGUGGCGGCCUGCUGGCACCACCAACACACCUCCACCACCCCUCCUGAGAACCCCACCAACACCACCCCCCAGAGACCAGACACCGAGACCAACAAAGCCCACAACAAUCAGACCAAAAAGAAACCAAAGGAUAAAAACCGACGGAAAACACCCGACCGGAGCGACUGUCGGCUAGUGUUGACCGACAGUGAGGACGACCACAAGAAACACUCCCGCUACCGCAAGCUGAAGAUCCCGAUGAUCGACGAUGACGUGGACUGUCGUAAGCCUGACUCUGACGUCACGACGACCACGGAGAGUGACACCUCCUCCUCCCUCUCCCUUGACCUUCUCGGUCCAGGAGCAUCGCAAUUGGCUGAGCAACUAUGUGACGUUACGAGUGAGGCGGGGCGACUUAUAACACGGGAGGUCCAAGAGGGGAUCAACUACCUGACGGAGCCGGAGGACUCAUUGGAGUUCGGGUGGCUAGACGCCCUCACCGGCAUCAUCUCCAUCGUCACCUUCUACUUCGACCUGGUGUCCGACUCCUUGGUGGCCUUCUACAUGUAUGACGACCCAGCUGCCCAGUACUGGUUCCUCGCCACCCUACUGCUGCUAGUAUUGCCUAUGGUGGUGGCCAACGGGUUCAGUCUGUAUUGGUACUGGUUCGAUGAGCGCUCCUGUCAACCCCAGAGCUGCCCUAGACACCCCAGGGUAUCCACUUAUGUGUGGGUGUUCCGUGUGGCUGCCCACCUCCUACUGCAGGCCCCUGUGCUAAGGCAGGUGGACAUUGUAUACUAUGGCACCAAGAGCACGGCGGAGACGGUGUUGCGGGAGGCCCUGGUGGACGAGGUGAUGGAAGCCGCCCUAGUCGAUCCUAACCAGUCCCAAGACCUACACGACGGAGGACCUGACCUACAGAAGGACUCCACAUCCCACAAGGACCCCACAGCCUACAAGGACCCCCCAGGAGCCAGCAGCAGGUCCUCCACACGGCUCAGUCAUAGCCGAGACGGGGCGAACCCAAGUCCUGCUUCUACCAACAAGAGGUCCGUGUCAGCGUGUUCGGUGAGGACGGGAGGAGCGUGCGCGCGGGGAGGCUACGUGGCGCUCUGGAUACAUGCCGAGAGGGACGCUGCCAACGUGGAGCUCCUACUGGCGUUAAUCCAGGACGCCCCGCUGUUGAUCCUCCACCUCUACAUCAUGUCCCACACCCUACCCGCCCAGGCUCUCCAGGGACACCUCAGCCACACACUAAUGAUGCAGAUGGUGUCGGUAACGAUGUCACUGCUGGCACUGGCGUGGUCUGUUGCCUCCUUCGUCAGGGCCACCCGCCUGACGGAGCCCAGCCUGGGGAACCUGAGCAUCCUCGACCUGUUCCUUCUCACCCUGGCUCACUUCUGUUCUAUCGCCCCCCAGGUGAUGAGUUUUUCCUUCUUCGCCUCCAGCUUCGUCGUCGCCUUCUUCGUGGCUGUCACCAUACACUGGGUCUUUAUGGCCACCUGGAUACUUCUACAGCUGAUGUGCUUCCCGCGGACUACCUGCUCCCGGGCCUUCUUCACCCACGACCGCCAGCGGGGUGUUUGCCACUGGCUGGAUGACGUCCUGUACAGCGCCGUGAUGGGUCUGGUCUUCGUCUUCACCUUCGUGGACGUGGGUGGAGUGGCUGCCAAAAUUCAAGGACUUUUCUACCAUGUCCUUAUCCUGCUGGAAGAGUUGAUCCUACUGUCUGUGUGGUUGAUGUGGGUGGAGGAGGUGUCAUGGUACCACUGGCUGCCUCUGGUGAUGGUUCUCAUCCUCUUCUGCCUCCACUUGCUGUUUGACGCUCUCUUCACUGCCAACGCUAAGCCCACCCACUGCCUGCUGCUACAGUCCUCUCCCAAGGCUGUGUGAGGGGCUAGAUUGCCUACCUAUCCCACCCACAGCUUCCUCCCGAGUCGUGCGUGGGCCAAAACUGCCGCCCAUUCCGCCCACAACAGCUCCCAACUAAUUGCUGCGUGCAAGCCCAUCCGUCCAAUAGUUGCCUUAUUGAGCUCUCUCUCUCUCUCUCUCUCAUCGGAUUCUCCUACCUCUCCUUAUCAGCCUUUUCCACACCUUUCCCUUAUCCCCAUCCCUCUUCUUCCUUCAUCCCUGCCCCCCUCACCUCUUCCGCCUCUCCCCAGUCCUUGACAUUUACCCUAUUUAUUAAAAUAUCCAUAAAUGCCCGCUUUUUUACCCCUCCAUAAACUCUAUUUCUUCCCUCCAUUAACUCUUUAAGAAGCAGAGACCUCUCCUAAGCGUGAAUAAAAUUAUCUGGCGUUAACUAGAAACACAAGUAUUUUCAUGGAUGCUAAUAAUUAAUAUCUUAUACACACUUGUAUAGCAAGCUGUAGAACCGCCAACUAGUUCCGUGCAUCUAACAUUGAUUAAUUUUUGCAUGAGUGGCGUUGUGGUGUUGUAAUAAGAGCUAAAAUAGAGUUUAUUUUGUUAUAAUUUAGCAAAGAAGUAUUUUAAAGUAGAGUGUCCGGGUAAUAUAUAUAUAUAAUAUUUAUUAAUUUAUUUACACGUAAGAGGAAUGAGUUUUUUUUUCCAGAAUGAUGAACGUGAUGUUGUUGACUGAUGAACGAUAAAAUGUAUUAAUGUGUAUCUCAGAAAGACUGUAAAUUUAUAUAUUAGCGAGAUAUUUAUCUGUCUGUCAACCCGUCCAUAAUCUUCAGGGAUUCACAUCAUACACAGAGCACGAGUCAGCUCCCGCACAUAAUUUGUGUUUUAGACAUUAAAACUCAAACACAAGAUAAAGUCUGAAUAGAAAAUGUAGAAUAAAAGUAGAAAAAUAACAUUAUUCAUCCUCAUCUUUUGGAGUUUAUUCAUAUACUGUAUUUAAAAAAAUUUCACUGGUUUCUUAAGAUAUUUAUCGCUAGAAUUAUUGGUCAACAAUAUCUAAUGUUUUUUCUUGAUCGUAACCAUAAAUAUAAUUGAUCAGCUUUACUUGAGCUUAAAAAAAAAUUAUAUAAUACCUAUGAAAAAAUCUUUAUUAAAUAUAUAAUUAUUGUUCGCUUACGAUAAGUGCAAAGAUGUGAUGGUAUAAAUGUUGCUUUAUAUUACUAAGGUGAACUGGAGGUCAUUGUGUGUUAGUCUUAGUACUGGAUUACAAUCAAGAAUAUCGGUACAUAUCAGUAGAGGACACUUGGUCAGAUAGACACUUUGUUAUCAGGAUUACACUAUUGAAAGUUUGCACUAUUAGCUACCAAUAUCUUCCCUCAUUUGUUGUUUUGUGAGUUAUUUAAUAAGUACAGUAAAGGGAUUUUCAGUAUAUAUUUCUAUCCAAUGUUGUUGAUGUUUCAAUGUAUUAUUACGCUUCAACAACUAGGGUGUUCUUGAAGCUCGUAUUCUGGGUUAGUUAUAUAAAGUAAUCCUCAGUAAUUAAGAAAAUAGAAGAUUUACAUCUCUCUGGUUAAAGAUUUUAGCUUCUUGGUUGAGGUUAACAAAGAAACUUUUGUUUGGAUGACUUACAUGUUGCAGCAAUCAUUCCUAAGUAAUCUCUGAGAUGGAAUUUCUAACGUUACGAUGUUUGUCAUAACAAGGUUGGCAAAAUUCAACAUUGCUUACGAAUUUGAGGGUAAGUGAGAUAAUGAUAUACCGUAGCGUACUCAGCGCCUUCACACCUUAAACCAAAACCUUACCUUUAAAUACAUACUAAAACUUAUGUAACCCAAACAGAUCUUACCUAAGCUGAAUAAAUCUUACUUAAACCUGA
Homarus americanus (American lobster) is the source of this 4832-nucleotide messenger RNA. RefSeq lists its product as uncharacterized. Bases 155 to 2989 code for a protein of 944 amino acids. The record is from RefSeq and is a predicted model, not a curated record. Gene Ontology annotation, molecular function: serine-type endopeptidase activity; oligopeptidase activity. Lineage: Eukaryota; Metazoa; Arthropoda; Malacostraca; Decapoda; Nephropidae. Gene Ontology annotation, biological process: proteolysis; apoptotic process involved in development; phosphatidylserine exposure on apoptotic cell surface. Gene Ontology annotation, cellular component: cytosol; plasma membrane. The transcript is spliced from 10 exons.